AUGAUCAUUCCCGUCCGUUGCUUCUCCUGUGGCAAGGUCACUGGCGACCUUUGGGAGCGCUACCUCAAGCUCAUUGACGACGGCAUUACGGAUGGCGACGCCAUGGACCAGCUUGGCCUCAAGCGCUACUGCUGCCGUCGUAUGGUCAUGACCCACGUUGACCUUAUCGAGAAGCUUCUCAAGUAUGUUCCUCCGUAUCUUAGGCGGCUUUGUUCCAGACUUCUUACGCGUAACUUCAGGUACACUCCCGACGGACGUAACGAGAAGAAGAUGUCCUUGAACCCGUAG
Colletotrichum gloeosporioides is the source of this 288-nucleotide messenger RNA. RefSeq names its product DNA-directed RNA polymerases I II and III subunit RPABC5. Gene Ontology annotation, cellular component: RNA polymerase I complex; RNA polymerase II, core complex; RNA polymerase III complex. Gene Ontology annotation, biological process: transcription by RNA polymerase II; transcription by RNA polymerase I; tRNA transcription by RNA polymerase III. The record is from RefSeq and is a predicted model, not a curated record. Gene Ontology annotation, molecular function: DNA-directed RNA polymerase activity; zinc ion binding; DNA binding. NCBI's taxonomy places the organism in Eukaryota, Fungi, Ascomycota, Sordariomycetes, Glomerellales, Glomerellaceae. The coding region runs from base 1 to 288 and encodes 95 amino acids. The transcript is spliced from 3 exons.